Messenger RNA from Jatropha curcas, 1681 nucleotides. RefSeq names its product thermosome subunit gamma. Lineage: Eukaryota; Viridiplantae; Streptophyta; Magnoliopsida; Malpighiales; Euphorbiaceae. The record is from RefSeq and is a predicted model, not a curated record.
UGGCUAAGUAGUAACCAGAACCAGACAGGUAGAGAGGCUCCUCCCUGGAGAACCAGAGUUUCACGUUACACACAAAAUCCUCUCUUUCUGGCCUGGAGCAUAACUGGAAGAAAGAGCAUGGUGGUGGUUUCUAGUUCACUGUCGAUACUCCCAUCUACACGUUCAUUUUCUUCAAGUUCAAGCAUAGAUACAUCUUCCACGUCCACUUCUCUUAUCCUAAUUCCAUUCAAACCCAAUCCUAGAUUUUCUAAACCAGCUUCUCUACGUUUCACUCGUCAAUCUUCCAAAAUCUUCGCUUUGUCUUCCGAUAGUAGCCAGUGCAUUGAAGAUGGCUCCGCAGAGCCGUUUUUGCAAAAUAGUUCAAUUGCAGAUUUCAUGAGGUUCAAGAAAGGUUCAGAUAGGAGCAGCGGCGAGUUGCAGACUGCUGUUGUUAGUUACAGAAAGAGGUUCCCUUGGUCUCUUCUCAACCCUUUCCUUCGGGUUGAUUUGGUUUCUACUAUUCACAUUGCGGAUAAAGGUUACUUCACCACACUUCAGAAGGAACUUGCGCCCUAUGAUUGUGUCCUUUAUGAGAUGGUAGCUAGUAGGGAGAGUUUAGAGAAUCGAAGAAACCCUGCCACUACAAAGAGAUUGAAAGGUUCACGACCGAGAGGAUUCAACAUCCUAGGGUGCAUUCAGCGCCAAAUGGCUCGGAUCCUUAUGCUUGAUUUCCAGUUAGACUGUCUCGAUUACGAGGCUGAGAAUUGGUAUCAUGCAGAUCUUGACUAUGAGACUUUCAAACUACUUCAGCUUGAAAAAGGUGAAAGCUUCUUCACAUUUGCUAGAGAUAUGACUAUCAAAUCAACAAAAGCCAUGGUGCAACCUACAAUUCCAGAAGACCUUGGUCCUUGGAGAUCCAAACUUCUUUGGGCUUCUCGUGUACUUCCUAUGCCACUUGUAGGCCUUUUCAUUAUUGGAAGCGUCUGCGAUGUGGGAAGUCAGGCAUCAGAAUAUCCAGAGCUAGAAGCCUUGUCUAGGCUUGACUUUGGUGCUGCAAUGAAGGUUUUCCUGGCAAAGCGACUAACAUCUGAGUUCACGCAGGUGACAGCCGAUGUGGAAGAGGGAUCAGUUAUCAUAGGCGAGAGGAACAAGGCUGCAAUGGAGGCCCUUAAAAGAGCAAUUGAUGACGGCCAUAACAAGAUUGCCAUAUUGUAUGGUGGCGGACACAUGCCAGACUUAGGAAGGCGAUUGCGAGAAGAGUUCGACUUGAUCCCUUCUGAAGUGCAGUGGAUAACAGCAUGGUCUAUAAGGAACCGAGCAUUGAAAAGCAAUUCCCUCCCUUUCCUUACAAGGAUGGCUGAAGUUUUGGGUUGGCCAUUGAACCGCUACCAAACGUUGGCAUUGUUCAUAUUUUCCUCAGUACUUGCACUAGAUCUUUGGUUCUGGGAACUGUUUUUUGGCACUACAGUGAACUGGAUCUCCCAGAUAGCUUCUGAAGUUGAUCGAUAUCUUCUUACUGCACAGAUAAUGUGAUUGUUGUCUGAUAUUUAAAUUGUUGUCCGUUAAUAUGGACAGGAAGAAAAGCAAAAUCUGGCUAUGCAUACUACUGCUGGUGUACAUAUUAUGAAAACGAUUAGACUCAGAAUUAUUUGUCAAAUCCAUAAAAAAAAAAAAAAAGAAAUGAGUAAUUUUUUUCUGUGCA